UCUGCAUUUGACCUGUAUAUAUAUUCUCUCUAUAUAUAGAGCCUGUCAUGAUAUAAAACUCGGAUUUGUGAACGCUCUUCUCUGCAAGUAGAUUGUGUCUAUAUUAAUUCUAUACGCAAAAGAGAAAAAAUAUAUAUAUAAGCUUUAGCGACUUCUUCAGAUACUAAUUUCAGAAAGGAAAAUGACUUCGAUCAUAGAGAUGAGGGUACAUAUGGAUUGUGCAGGAUGCGAGAGCAAGGUCAAAAAUGCUCUACAGAAACUAAAAGGAGUAGAUAAUGUUGAUAUUGACAUGGAGUUGCAGAAAGUGACGGUCACCGGAUGGGCUGACCAGAAAAAAGUUCUUAAAACGGUGCGUAAGACGGGAAGAAGAGCAGAGUUAUGGCAAUUACCCUAUAAUCCAGAGCACUACAGCUCGUCUGCUCAUUACUAUGAUCAACACCAAGUGAAUGGUCCUCUUAACUAUUAUGCUUCUCAGCCUUCUUCUUCAUAUAACUACUAUAAGCAUGGAUAUGAUAGCAGUGAUCCUGCCUAUUACCGUCAUCCUGUCCAGUCUUCCAUUUUCGGCCACCAAACUGGUGCAGCUUUUAGUGAUGAAAAUCCUCAUAAUUGUUCCAUUAUGUGAUUUUUUUUUUUUUUUUUUUU
Jatropha curcas is the source of this 642-nucleotide messenger RNA. RefSeq names its product Heavy metal transport/detoxification superfamily protein. The record is from RefSeq and is a predicted model, not a curated record. Gene Ontology annotation, molecular function: metal ion binding. NCBI's taxonomy places the organism in Eukaryota, Viridiplantae, Streptophyta, Magnoliopsida, Malpighiales, Euphorbiaceae.